Pelmatolapia mariae (spotted tilapia) is the source of this 1122-nucleotide messenger RNA. RefSeq names its product orthopedia homeobox a (gene otpa). NCBI's taxonomy places the organism in Eukaryota, Metazoa, Chordata, Actinopteri, Cichliformes, Cichlidae. The transcript has 3 exons. The record is from RefSeq and is a predicted model, not a curated record. Gene Ontology annotation, molecular function: DNA binding; DNA-binding transcription factor activity, RNA polymerase II-specific. Gene Ontology annotation, biological process: neuron differentiation; regulation of DNA-templated transcription. The coding region runs from base 1 to 1017 and encodes 338 amino acids.
AUGCUAUCUCAUGCCGACCUCCUGGAUGCUCGCCUCGGUGAGUUAACAUCACCAAACUCCGGUCUUCAACUCUACUGGAUGAAGGAUGCCGCGGCGGAGCUCCUGGGCCACAGGGAGGCUUUGAAAUGCAGGCUCGGCGGUGGGGGACCUGACCCGGGACACUCGGGGGAGCUCGGCCCGGGCCCGGACGGCGUGGAAGGGACUACGAUGCUCCCGGGUGACGAUAUCACCAGCGGCGGGGGAUCCAACCCGGUGCAGGUGAACAGCAAAGAGCAGGAGAAACAACAGCAGCAACAGCAGCAGAACAACAACAGCAACAGCAACCCCAACCAGUCUGGAGGGCAGCAGCCCCAGAAACAGAAGCGACACCGGACCCGCUUCACGCCGGCGCAGCUCAACGAACUAGAGAGGAGCUUCGCCAAAACACACUACCCUGACAUCUUCAUGCGGGAGGAACUGGCUCUGAGGAUCGGCCUGACGGAGUCCAGAGUGCAGGUCUGGUUCCAGAACCGACGCGCUAAGUGGAAGAAGCGCAAGAAGACCACCAACGUGUUCCGGGCUCCGGGGACUCUGCUGCCGACGCACCACGGUCUGCCUCAGUUCCCAUCCGCAGCUGCGGCAGCAGCGGCUAUGGGUGACAGCCUCUGCUCCUUCCACGCCAACGACACCCGCUGGGCCACGGCAGGGAUGCCUGGCGUGUCUCAGCUGCAGCUCCCGCCCGCUCUGGGCCGCCAGCAGGCCAUGGCGCAGUCCCUGUCUCAGUGCAGCCUUGGAGCCGGACCACCGCCCAACUCCAUGGGUCUAUCCAACAUGUCGUCGAACGGCUCCGGGCUGCAGUCGCACCUCUACCAGCCCACUUUCCCCGGAAUGGUCCCAGCGUCUCUAUCCGGCCCGACGAACGUGACCGGGUCGCCUCAGCUGUGUAGCUCCCCGGACAGUGACGUCUGGAGAGGGACAAGCAUCGCCUCUCUGCGCCGCAAAGCGCUGGAGCACACAGUAUCCAUGAGCUUCACCUAGUGACGAGGGUCAGCGCUACGAGCUUUUCUCUCACCAACACAGAGAUCUUGUGCAUUUUGUUCUUACCCACCCAGUCCACCCAAAGAGGCACAGUGGGACAAAUAC